UUCUUUUGUACCCUGGCUAAUUGGUUUGUUCCUUCCACAGACUACUGACUGUCUGGAGUUCCCAGAAAACAGUGACACUACACAGGAAAACUCCUCAGACAGCAUAGACCUGUUUCUGAAAGACUCCACAUAACUCCCUUCGAUGUCCAAGGUUCCCAGUGUCAAAGUGACCUGUCCAAUUUGUCAGCAGCUGUAUCUCACAGAAUGUAUUGAAGCCCAUGCAAGCUUCUGUGGUGAAAGACCUUCUAUGGCCAUUAGCUUAGUUUCCGCUGACAAGGACACUGAUGGUACAGAGAUAUGCCCAAAACGGCGCAGACACCAAGACAUUAAAAGCAUUGCUGACAUCAUCCAAAGCAUAGCUGACAAGGUGGAUCCAGCAACAACCUUCCACAUCUGCAUUAUGAGGGACCAGAUGCUGGAAAGAGGCAUGAAACUGUGGCAACGACAAAAUAAAUCUUCCCCCAAAAACCUUCUUGCAGUUUCAUUCAUAGGAGAGGCUGGCAUUGACAGUGGUGCCCUGAGGAAGGAAUUUUUAACUGAAAUGCUGGCAGGGAUCGAGAGGAGGUUUUUUGAGGGGGGCAUUGAUGGCAAAGUACCAAAGUACUCAAUGACCGACUUUGAAAAAUACAACUUCAAGACUAUUGGAGAAAUAUUUGCUGUGAGUCUCGCACAAGGGGGACCACCACCAAACUUUUUAAUGCAGUGGUGUUACAGCUACAUAUCCACUGGUGAAUUUGACCAGGGAUCAAUAACUGAAAAGGACGUUGUGGACCUGGAGCUCAUGGAACUAAUAAAAGAGAUUGAGGCUGCUGACAGUGAACUCCUGAUGGCAUACACAGACAGGAUUUUGUCAUGUGGAUACACAGGGCCUGUGUCCAUUGAAAAAAGGAAGACAUUGUGCGCUCUUUAGUUCUACACUCUAUAGUCAGGUUACUGCCCAUGCUCCAACAAAUCUCCUCUGGAAUGAAACUGUAUGACCUCCUCACCUUAGUCCAGCAGGAAAACGACAUCUGCAGACAGCUUUUUGUUCCAGGAUCUUUUUGCAAGGUGGAUGCUGAUUUUCUUGUGCAGUCCCUAUCGCCUGUCUUUAGUGAGAUUGGCACAAUGAGACAUCAAAGACAGUCCACAGUGGUCAACUUUCUCCAAGACUUUGUACAGGCUAUAGAGGAUGAAGAAGAGGAUGAACACAACUCAGAGACCAGAGAAGAAGAUGAAGUCAACAAGGCUGAAAAACAAAACAAUGAGACACAUAUUAAUGUUGGCAAGUUCUGCCAGUGGCUCACAGGACAGUCUCAUAUUCCUUUAAGCUAUGCAGAACGUAAACAGUUUAAAAUAGUCAUGGUAUUUGACCAUGACUGUGAGGUUCGUUAUGGUGCAAAUCAUACCAUCUGCUAUCCUGUGGUUAAUGCAUGUUCCUGCUCAGUUUCAUUCCCAGUUGCACACCUGAGAACAUAUGCAGAGUUCAAAACAGUACUCUCUUAGGCCAUUGUCAAUGGCUUUGAAUUUAGCCGGUAUUAAUAAAUAGAUAAAUGGGUUAUACUUGUAUAGUGCUUUUCUACUUUCAAGGUACUCAAAGCGCUUUGACACUAUUUCCACAUUCACCCAUUCACACACUGAUGGCGGGAGCUGCCAUGCAAGGCACUAACCAGCAGCCAUCAGGAGCAAGGGUGAAGUGUCUUGCCCAAGGACACAACGGACGUGACUAGGAUGGUAGAAGGUGGGGAUUGAACCCCAGUAACCAGCAACCCUCAGAUUGCUGGCACAGCCACUCUACCAACCUCGCCACGCCGCCCCUUGAGGGGUUUAAGUUUAAGGAGGAGACCCACUGUGCAAUGAGUGGUCCAGAACAUGUCUAUAAGGCGUCAUCAAUAAAACCUACAGGAGAUGUCCUCAGGGAGGCCACAGUGACCACACUAUGUCUUUCCAUGGAGGUCUUGUCUUAAUGUGAAAUGAACGGGGGGAGCGGAAUAAAAA
Molecule: messenger RNA, 1974 nt
Organism: Entelurus aequoreus (snake pipefish)
Lineage: Eukaryota; Metazoa; Chordata; Actinopteri; Syngnathiformes; Syngnathidae
Exons: 11
Coding region: 143-910 (255 amino acids)
Molecular function (GO): ubiquitin-protein transferase activity
Source: RefSeq, a predicted model, not a curated record